AUGAUGUCUCUUCGUGCUGUCGCGCGCACCGCCGCUCCCCGCGCCCUCCGCGUCGUCUCUGCUUCUCCCAUCACUCUCGGCCGCGCCACCCUCCGCGCUACCAGCAACGUCCUGAGGACUCAGCUCCCCCAGAAGGCUUUCUCUACCACUGUCUUCCGCGCUUCCACCACCGAGAUUGACGCUGAGCUCUCCGACAAGCUCUCUACCGAGAUUGGCUAUGAGCAGGACAUUGCCUCCAACGAGCCCGUUCCCGCCACCGUCAAGGACUUCCUUGAGAACGGCCCCUUUGAGGUCGUCGACACCCCCGGCAAGGAGGAUGUUGUCCUGAAGCGCACCUUUGGCAACGAGCAGAUCACCAUCUCCUUCUCCGUCGCCGACCUCCAGAACUACGAGCCUGGCAUGUUCGACGAGGACCCCGCUCUCGGUGACGAGGAGGGUGCUCAGAACGAGGAGGACAUGGGUGAAGACGGCGGCGCUCCCGUUCGCCUCAACAUUGUCAUCGAGAAGCCCAACAAGGGUGCCCUCAACAUCGACGCCGUUGCCCAGGACGGCUCCAUCGUUGUCGACAACAUGUUCUACUACCACGACGCCAAGCUCGCUCACGGUGCUACCGCCGAGACCCAGCACGCUUCCCAGGCCGUCUACCCCGGCCCUCCCUUCGGUACCCUUGAUGAGGAUCUCCAGGUCCUUAUGGAGCGUUACCUCGAGGACCGUGGCAUCAACCAGACCCUUGCCCUCUUCGUUCCCGACUACCUUGACAUGAAGGAGCAGAAGGAGUACCUCAGGUGGCUCAACAACCUCAAGGGCUUCGUCGAUGCCCAAUAA
Messenger RNA from Sordaria macrospora k-hell, 825 nucleotides. RefSeq lists its product as uncharacterized. The record is from RefSeq and is a predicted model, not a curated record. NCBI's taxonomy places the organism in Eukaryota, Fungi, Ascomycota, Sordariomycetes, Sordariales, Sordariaceae. Gene Ontology annotation, biological process: cytosolic ribosome assembly. Gene Ontology annotation, cellular component: mitochondrial matrix.